Molecule: messenger RNA, 2655 nt
Organism: Meloidogyne enterolobii
Lineage: Eukaryota; Metazoa; Nematoda; Chromadorea; Rhabditida; Meloidogynidae
Source: the annotation of a GenBank genome assembly
AUGCGUAAUUUUGAUUGCCUUGAACGGCCACUUUCACAACUUUUCUACCGUUAUGGCAGAUUUAUUGCCUUUAAUCCAUUACCUUUAAUAUUUUUUCCUCUUUUCAUCACAAUUUUUGCCAUUUCUGGAUUUAUUUCAUUAAAUUCAAUUACUGACGCUAUUUAUCUUUUUACACCGGCAAAUGCCCUAUCAAAAACUGAAAGACAAAUUAUUCAUGACAAAUGGCCGCUUUUUAAUGGAAGUUAUAUUCCUGGAAGGGCAGUUACACAAUCGAGGGAAAUACAGGUAACUGUGAGCACAAAAGAAUUGGGGAAAAAUAUUUUGACAAUGCCGUAUUCUGAUAUGGUUGUUGCUUUGGACAAACAAAUUCAACAAGAUGUUAAAGUUGAGUAUAAGGGACGUAUAUUUGGAUAUAAGGAUUUGUGUCUCUCUGGCAGAAAUCACGUUUGUCCGGGAAAUAAACAUAUAGGAUUGCUUUCUGGAUUAUUUCAACAUGGAGUAAAUCUGACAUACCCGAUGAUUAAACUUGGAGGAGUUCGUCAUUAUAUCGGUGCAAGUCUUGGUGGUGUUACUGUUGGUUAUGGACAAAAUAAUGAAAUGAUUCUGAGAGGAGCUCAUUCAUGGUUAAUGAUCUACCAUUUACAAUUUUUUCCACCAAAUGUUUCCCAUUUAUCUGGUUUAUGGGAAAAACAAUUUCAAUUGCUAAUGCAGAAUUAUUCAAAUCCGUUUAUUACUGUUACUUAUUUUCACUCACAGACCCUAGCUGAAGAACUUAAAAGAAAUGCAGAUUCCCUCAAACCUCGAUUUAUUCUUGCCUUUUUUAUUUUGCUUUUCUUCUCUGCACUUUGCAAUAUGUCCACAUGCAGGAAAAGUUGGUAUAUUGAUUGGGCUGUCUCUAAACCUGUACUUGCCAUUCUUGGAGUUAUAAAUGCAGGAAUGGGAAUUGUGACAGCAAUCGGUUAUUUAAAUUUAUGUUCAAUGCCGUACAAUGACAUUGUUGGUGUAAUGCCUUUUUUGGUUGUUGCUGUCGGUGUGGACAACAUGUUUUUGAUGAUUGCUGCUAUUCGACGCACCAACCGAGCCUCCUCCGUACAACGCCGAAUGGGUGAAGCUAUGAGCGAUGCUGCUAUUUCAAUGUUUAUCACAGCUCUGACUGAUGCUCUUUCUUUUGGUGUUGGUGCAAUAACAAGCAUUCCAGCUGUACAAAUAUUUUGUAUUUAUACCGGUGUUGCUAUUGCUGUCACUUUUAUUUAUCAGAUUACUUUUUUUGCUGGACUUCUUGCUCUCUCUAUUCAUUGGGAAUCAAAUGGAUUGCAUUGCAUCUUUUUGAGACCAACUGUUCCAGAGGAUAUGGAUGCCCAAUCAUCUUUGAUGACUCGAUUGUUUUGGCUAGGCACUGCUCAUGAUCCAGACCCAAAGAAACUUGAGCUCAAUCUGAGAGAUUCUAAACCUGCUCAUUUCUUUCAAAAUUGGUUUGCCCCAAUCCUUAUGCAGCCAUUAAUUCGUGGAUUAGCCAUUGUCUGGUUUGGUGUUUAUCUUAUUUUUGCCAUCUAUGGUUGUACCCAAUUGCGUGAAGGACUUGAACCAAUAAAUUUGCUAGUUCGUGAUUCUUAUGCAAUUCCUCAUUACCGAGUAUUGGAAAAAUAUUUUUGGCAUUAUGGCGCUAUUGUCCAGGUCGUAGUUAAUAAUGCACCAAAUCUUGGUGAUCCAGAAGAGAGACAGCGAAUUCGUUCAAUGGUUCAUGCAUUUGCUAAUACUCGUCACACAAUUGGGGAUGAUUCUGUUCAAUUUUGGAUGUAUGAAAUGGAAUCGUAUUAUAGCGAUCCAAAACAUGGAAUUGCUGGAGAAGGGUUUGAUAUGUCAAAUGUGACUUCAGAUGAGACUUUUUAUGGGUUGGCUAAGCAUUUCUUUUCGGCAAAACAUACAGAGAAUUGGCCAGAGGAUAUUAAAUGGGGAUGGCUACCAGAGAAAGGAUUUUAUCGAAUAAAUUCAUUUCGUUUCCUUGUUGGAUUACGAGAUAUUUCGACAUCAGUACAACAACAAACUGCAACACAAUUAUUACGUGACGUUGCUGCUCGCUUCCCUCGUUAUAAUAUUACAACUUUUAUGCCUCUUUGGUUAUUUACUGACCAAUAUGCUUUAGUUGUUCCUAAUACUAUUCAAAAUAUUGUUAUUGCAAUGGCUGUAAUGGUUUUUAUUGCUUUAUUGUUAAUUCCACAACCAUCUUGUGCUUUUUGGGUUGCUUUGGCUAUAGCUAGUAUUGAUAUUGGGGUUAUUGGUUUUAUGACUUUAUGGAGUGUAAAUUUGGAUGCCAUUUCAAUGAUUACAAUAAUUAUGUCCAUAGGAUUUUCUGUUGAUUAUUCAGCACAUAUAACUUACGGUUAUGUAUGUUCGACACGGUCUACGCCACGUGAAAAAAUUCGGGAAGCGUUGGGAGCUUUGGGUUGGCCACUUACUCAAGGGGCUAUUUCUACAAUAUUGGCAGUUGCGGUUUUGGCAGAUGUUCCCGCUUAUAUGAUUGUUACUUUCUUUAAGACCGUUUUUCUCGCAAUAACAUUGGGACUACUUCAUGGACUUGUUUUCCUUCCGGUUGCUUUGGUGCUUUUUGUACGUGGAUGUUGCACUGGUAACACUCAUGUUAUUCAAGUAAAUUGA